AUGUUGGAUAGGUUAUUUUCUACUUUAACCUUUUUUUAUGUUUUUUUAUUCUUCAUUCAUAAUUGUAUAUCUGAGAAAUCUGAUAUAAGAGAUAAUUUAUUAAAAAAUGAACAGACAAAAGAUAGAUUUAAACGUGCAAUAAAAAAUAUGGAUGAUGUAAAAUUAAGUUUACCAAUAAAUUAUUAUAUUAAUCCUGGAACUAAUAGCAGAGUUAUAAAAAGAGUACUUCAAUAUAUUAAAAAAGAAACAUGCAUCACUUUUAAAGAAAAACGUGAUAUUUUUGUAUCAGAAGGAUUUUUAUUUAUAUUAGAUACUGAAAGUAGAGUAUCUGUUGGUCCAACAGUUAAAAAUAUGAGUCAACCAAUAAUGUUUAAUUCAAAGUGUAGUCGAACAUUUGGAUGUAUAUUAAAUCUUGUUGGUCAUGCUUUAGGUCUUAUUUACACACAUAAUCGUCCUGAUAGAGGUGAUUAUAUCAAUAUUAAUCGUAAAAAUUUUGAAUUUUUUGAAUAUGAAAUAUUUCAUAAAAAUCCUCAAACAAAUGUCUUAACAUAUAAUACUUCAUAUGGUUAUGGAUCAUUGAUGCAUGAAGGUAGAAAAUUUAUGACUAUUGGUAGUAAAGUAAUUUCUUCAUCUAAAACUUUACAUCCUUAUAAUUAUAUGAUUGGACAAAGAUACUAUUUAAGUUUUAAUGAUGUUAAACUAUUAAAUUAUUAUUAUUGUGAUAAAAAGUGUUCAAGUAAGAAAAAAUUAAAUUGUUAUAAUAAUGGUUAUGCUAAUCCUAAUGAUUGUAAAAAAUGUAAAUGUCCAAAUGGUUAUACAAAAAGUAAAGUAUGUAAAAAAGUAUACUCAAAUAGUAAAAAAUGUGGAAGAUCAGGAUUAUAUGCUACUAAAAAAUUACAUUAUGUUAAAGCUGCAAAAAAAAUAUCUUGUACAUAUCAUAUAACUUCUAAAGUUGGUACAAAAAUAAAAAUAUAUGUUAAACAUAGUAAUACAAAAGAAAAAAAUCCAUGUUUUGAAAAAAUGGGAUUAGAAAUAAAAUAUCGCAAAGAUAAAGGUGCAGUAGGGUUAUGUCUUUGUGGUAAUUAUACAAAAUUUGAUUUUGUAUCAGAAAAUCGUUAUGUUAUGAUUAAUUAUAAUGGAAAAUCAAAUUCAAAUAGUUUUAAAAUUGCUUUCAAACAGGUGGAAAAUUAA
Messenger RNA from Strongyloides ratti, 1191 nucleotides. RefSeq names its product Astacin-like metalloendopeptidase. Lineage: Eukaryota; Metazoa; Nematoda; Chromadorea; Rhabditida; Strongyloididae. The transcript has 2 exons. Gene Ontology annotation, biological process: proteolysis. The record is from RefSeq and is a predicted model, not a curated record. Gene Ontology annotation, molecular function: zinc ion binding; metalloendopeptidase activity. The coding region runs from base 1 to 1191 and encodes 396 amino acids.